This is a messenger RNA of Rotaria sp. Silwood1, 810 nucleotides long. The record is from the annotation of a GenBank genome assembly. NCBI's taxonomy places the organism in Eukaryota, Metazoa, Rotifera, Eurotatoria, Philodinida, Philodinidae.
AUGACCACUACUGCUAAAACUGAUGUUACAGCAACAGGGGCUCCGAAUGAAAUUCGUAUGAUUCUACUUGGUAGAACUGGAACAGGAAAGAGUGCAUUUGGCAAUACAAUACUUGGCCAAGAAAUAUUUGAUCAUGACUCUAACGGUGAUUCUGUUACAAAAGUCUGUGAACCUGGCACUCGGGAAUUUGAUGGUAAACGGCUUUUUGUUGUUGAUACGCCUGGUUUUCUCGAUACAUAUAUGCCUGAAGAACAACUGCAUACAGAAAUCUCCAAAUCAUAUCAAAUGACAGCUAGGCCAGGACCACAUGUGUUUUUUAUCGUCCUAGACCCGAUGGCGAGAUAUACACCGCAAGAAUAUGCGGCAUUCAGUUGUGUUACUGACAUAUUCGGCCCGAAAGUUGUAGAUUAUACGAUUAUUAUUUUUACUAACAGCGAUCGCCUUUCUCAAAAUGGAAAGACCAUAGACGAAUAUUUGAAAAAAUUAAAAGACGGCCCAGAACAUCCCUUAAAUAAGCUUCUUGAUAGAUUUAAAAGACGUUAUUUAGCAGUGAAUAACCGUGUAACACCACAAGAAAAAAAUAGUGUGGUAAAAACUUUGAUCCAUAUGAUAAAUGAACUGCUUGGUACACAUGGUGGUCAGGUAUAUACAAAUGAUGCAUUUGAGAAACUUGCUCACGCAAUUGAAACUGCAGUGUCUGAAGGAACUUACAAACCAUUUAACGCCGAUGGAUCUUUCGCUUUACUUCCUCAAACAAAAGCAAUAGUUAUCGAUGGUUAUAUAAAACGAAUGUCUAAUCGAAGGACAUAA